CACUACUCGCCUGCAAGCAUAACUGCCAUUCGAAAAUUUCCCCACCCCGAUCGACGAGAAAGCUUUCGGAGUCGAUUGCAUCGUGCGUUAUCCUUGUCAUCCUCCGAGUCUGAGGAUCAUCGGAGCCCAUUAAGAUCGGCUGCGGGUGAUACCACAGAGGACGACGAGUUCACUCAGGAAGAGGAUGACCACUCUAGCCGUCAGAGACGGGGCAACGCCGUAAACAUAGUCGAGGAUGACGCUCGACAUGACUGUAAUUCAGGUCCAAGACUUGGAGUGGAGCUGAGUCUGCCACAAGAGCCAGAUCUCUCUGGGAAACGUAACAUAAUCGCUUUCCAAUGCAUUGCAGAGUCUAUGCAGAACUCACUGAGCAACCAAACCACCUGGAAUGAAGCUAUCCGCAGUGACCUGGACGAGAUUCGCAGUCGGCUGGCGGCUGUAGAGGCAGUUAUAGAGAUGACGGCCAAAGAUAGAGAGAACAAUACGGCCGAGGGUAAUAGGACUAGGCGCACGCGUCGUUCCUAG
This is a messenger RNA of Penicillium cinerascens, 525 nucleotides long. RefSeq lists its product as uncharacterized. The transcript is spliced from 2 exons. The annotation marks the transcript as partial. Lineage: Eukaryota; Fungi; Ascomycota; Eurotiomycetes; Eurotiales; Aspergillaceae. The record is from RefSeq and is a predicted model, not a curated record.